Messenger RNA from Sesamum indicum (sesame), 1408 nucleotides. Its product is annotated as COP9 signalosome complex subunit 6a. Gene Ontology annotation, biological process: protein deneddylation. NCBI's taxonomy places the organism in Eukaryota, Viridiplantae, Streptophyta, Magnoliopsida, Lamiales, Pedaliaceae. Gene Ontology annotation, cellular component: COP9 signalosome. The record is from RefSeq and is a predicted model, not a curated record. Gene Ontology annotation, molecular function: metallopeptidase activity; protein binding.
ACUGUAAAACCCUCCUUUUCAAAAUUCCUUUGGCGUCACAAGUUACAAAUAUUCUCUCAAAUUUUCAAUCAAGCAACAACAGAGCAAGAGCUUAGGAUCCAAAACUCCAGGGGGGAAGAUGGCGUCCUCGUCCAGCAGCGGCCUCACCUUCAAGCUCCACCCACUCGUCAUUGUCAACAUCUCCGAUCACUAUACUAGGGUCAAGUCCCAGUCCCUUCCGCCUCACGCCGGCGCAGAUGCCUCCUCGUUCCCUCCUGCUCCACCACCUCGCGUCUUCGGAUGCGUCAUCGGCGUUCAGCGUGGCCGCACCGUUGAGAUCUUCAACAGUUUUGAGCUUCUCUACGACCCCUCCACUCACUCCCUCGACCGCGCUUUUCUCGAGAAGAAGCAAGAGCUUUAUAAGAAGGUUUUUCCGAAUUUUUAUAUCCUCGGAUGGUACUCAACGGGGAGUGACGCGCAAGAGUCCGAUAUGGUUAUUCACAAAGCUUUGAUGGACAUCAACGAGAGCCCGCUUUAUGUUCUUCUCAAUCCUUCAAUUAAUCCUGCGCAGAAAGAUCUGCCUAUUACAAUUUAUGAAAGUGAGUUACAUGUUAUUGAUGGCAUCCCCCAGCUUAUUUUUGUUCGGUCAAGCUACACCAUAGAGACAGUGGAAGCUGAACGAAUAUCAGUUGAUCAUGUCGCUCAUCUUAAACCAUCUGAUGGGGGUUCAGCUGCCACUCAAUUGGCUGCUCAUCUUACUGGCAUACAUAGUGCCAUCAAGAUGUUGAAUAGCAGAAUCAGAGUGCUUCAUCACUAUCUUCUGGCCAUGCAGAAAGGGGAUAUUCCCUGUGAGAAUUCAUUGCUAAGGCAAGUAUCUAGUCUUCUGAGAAGAUUACCAGCCAUUGAGUCUGAAAAAUUUCAAGAUGAUUUCUUGAUGGAAUAUAAUGAUACUCUAUUGAUAACAUAUCUUGCCAUGUUCACCAACUGCACAAGUACAAUGAAUGAGCUGGUCGACAAAUUCAAUACUGCUUAUGACAGGCAUAGUCGAAGGGGUGGCCGAACUGCUUUUAUCUAAAAGCUUGUUUAUUUUCUUCUCCCCUGUUUUUCUCUCAAGAAGGCAGCUUAUAAAAUCUGGGAAUAUGUUUGGAGCAGACCCGCGGUCAUCAACAGAAUUCCUUAACUUGGUAUGCUUGCAGUUGUGUAGUUUGCUCGUCAGUUCUUUUUUCUCUUUUGUAAAAUUUGAGGACAAUUGGAGAGAUAGGACAGUGAAUUGGUGCACAGGUCAAUAGACGUUUGAGGCGGAGUACUUUGUCUAGUUUAGGCUUGCGAAACUGUGAUAAGCUUGUCAAAGCAUUUCAAAUUGAAAAUUCUUGCUAAUUCCGAAAUGAUUACACUCAAUCACAUGCUGACAAAUAUAACAAAUAAUUAU